Messenger RNA from Saccharomycopsis crataegensis, 1506 nucleotides. RefSeq names its product septin SHS1 (gene SHS1). Gene Ontology annotation, molecular function: molecular adaptor activity; GTPase activity; GTP binding. Bases 1 to 1506 code for a protein of 501 amino acids. Gene Ontology annotation, biological process: protein localization to bud neck; cytoskeleton-dependent cytokinesis; division septum assembly. The transcript has a single exon. The record is from RefSeq and is a predicted model, not a curated record. NCBI's taxonomy places the organism in Eukaryota, Fungi, Ascomycota, Saccharomycetes, Ascoideales, Saccharomycopsidaceae. Gene Ontology annotation, cellular component: septin complex; microtubule cytoskeleton; septin ring.
AUGAAUUUUCUAUCUUCUUCUGCUUUACGUCGUAAAAAAGAUACCAGACGUGGGGUGAAAUUCACCAUCAUGGUGGUGGGACAGUCAGGUAUUGGGAAAUCAACAUUUGUGAAUACAUUAUUGGACACCAAGAUUGUCCCACACAAAUACGAACCUAUUGGUACUACCAUCGAUGAACCAAAGAUUGCGUCUUUCAGCACAAUUGAUGAUUCUUCUACCAUAAAUGCCGCAGUUUUCCAAAGAGAUUUCAAUCCAGCCUUAGCCGAUCAAGAACCUGGAAUUGCCAUUACCGAAUCAGAAGUGGAAAUUUUGAACAAAGGUGAUUAUUCCAGGAUUUUUUUGAACGUCAUUAAUACCCCGGGUUUUGGAGAUAAUAUUGAUAAUGAAGUGUGCUUUGAAGAGAUCAUCAAUUAUUUAAAACAACAGUUUGACAUAGUGUUAGCUGAAGAAACCAAGUUCAAAAGAAAUCCAAAAUUCAAAGAUACCAGAGUUCAUGCUUGUCUUUAUUUCAUCACCCCUACCGGCCACGGGUUAAGAGAACUAGAUGUCGAAAUUAUCAAGAAGCUAUCGAAAUAUGUCAAUAUUAUUCCAGUGAUUGGCAGAGCCGAUAGUUUUACUAAAGAGGAAUUGGCUGAUUUUAAGCGAAACAUCUUAUAUGAUAUUGAAAAAUUCAACGUACCAGUUUUCCAAUUCACCUACGAUGAUGAUGAAGAAGCUAUUCCGGAAGAAGACGAGAUGUCAGAUGAGGAAGAAAAUAUUUUGAGUGAAAACAAGUACUUGCAAUCGAUUCAACCAUUCGCGAUUAUUUCAUCCGAAGAUGAAAUAGAAAUUGAUGGGAAACUGAUCAAAGGUAGACAGUAUCCUUGGGGAUUCAUAGAUAUUCAUAAUCCAGAGUAUUCUGAUUUCAAGCUUUUGAAAAAUGUUUUACUUAGUACUCACUUGCAAGAUUUGAAAGAUUUAACCCACGAUUAUCUUUAUGAAAACUAUAGAACUGAAAAGUUAAGAGCCGUCAAUGGCAUCAAUGACGAGACUACACCUGAGACUAAAAAGAAAGAAUUCUUGGGAUCUAGAGACUCUUACAUUCCUGAACCUCCAUCGUUAUCUAAUCUUAACGCGUUGGCAAACAUCAAGGAUUCGAUGAUACUUGAAGAACAGAAUGAAAAGGAUUUUGCCAAUAUUUUGGAUAGCGCACAAUUAAAUAGUCAACCUUCAAUCUCCUCAUUUGCUCAAGAAACCAUUUCAUCCCAGAAAUCUAUUGAUUCAAAGAACAGAUCACAAUUAAGAUUGCUCUCUGAAACCGUUCCUUACGCGUUGAAACAAGAACAAAUCCAACAACGUAAACAAAAAUUGGCGGAAUUGGAGGCCAAAUCCGCAAAAGAAAUGAAAUUGAAGGAGGAAGCUUUGGAGAAGAAGGCAUUGGAAUUGAAAUUGAGAGAGCAGGAAUUACUUGCCAAGAUGAGUGAGCUAGGGAUCUCAGGCAAUGCAAGUUUUGCUAGUGAUAAUUGA